AGCUAGUACCGUGGCUAUAGCUUAGCCGGUUAGCCUGGUGCCAAUCUAUAUUUACCAUAUGGAUGAUGAGAGAUUUUGAGCACGAUCAACAACAUGCAGAAAACUGAAGAAUUGACAGCUCAACAGAUUGAGAACCUGCCCAUUGACAUCAGCUCCAACAAACUCCUAGAUUGGCUGAUUGAUCGACGACAUGUCAACUUGAAAUGGCAAACCGCAGCGCUAACGAUCAGAGAGAAGAUCAACCUAGCAAUUCAAGAUAUGCCUGAAGUGGAUGAAAUCAAACAGCUUUUAGCUGGAACAUAUAUCAACUAUUUCCACUGCCUAAGGAUUGUUGAACUUCUCAAGGUGUCUGAAUCUGGUUCCAAGAACAUCUUUGGUUAUUAUUCAUCACAGAGAAUGAAGGACUGGCAAGAAGUGGUACGGCUUUAUGAGAAGGAAAAUGUGUACCUAGCAGAGGUUGCUCAGAUGUUGAUACGCAAUGUUAACUAUGAGAUCCCAUCUCUGAAGAAACAAGUGGCCAAGUUGAAGCAGAUUCAAGCAGAAUGUCAGAGAAAAGAGAAGGAUUACCAGGACAAUGCAACUGCAGCAAAAUCAGAGUACAAUGCAGAAUGUAGGAAACUAGGAAUUAAGGGUGAGAAAAUCAAGAGUGAACUUCUUGCGAAGGUCAAGUCCUUGCCAGAGAUGCUUGCUGUUAUCACAGAGAAGAGCCAAGGCUUGUCUGCUGUCGUUGAGUUCUACCAUGCAUUUGUGCAGUUUACCAUCGGAGGGUGUAGUGAUAACACCAGACAAUCAGAGAUUGAGGUGGUUCCCAUACUACGGUUCUUCCUUCAGCAUGGCAAUGCCACAGUUUAUCAGUGGAGGACAGGGAAGGUGCCUGUAUCUGUUGAGACGGUAACAUUAUCGUUCCUCGAGGAUGAGGAGGAGCAAAAGGAAGAUGAGAUUGAUUGGGGUGAUAUUGAUGCAGAAGCUGAGGGUAUAGACUUUGGUAUCACGCUAGAAGAUGGAGGAGCAGAAACCAUUGACUUCGACAUCCAGGUAACAGAUAGCACUUCUGGUGGAGAUGUGAGUGAUGCUGAAAAAGGGAGUACAGCAAAGGAUGAUGGGAUUGCUAGAGGGCCUGAUUCCUUCACCAUAUUGGACCACCCACCAACAAGAAAUAACAUCACAAAUGAACUACUAGAGCUUGAAGCAUUCUUAAUUCAGAGGCUCAAUGAAAUGAAAGGUGAAAUUGACAUCCUCUCGGCUAACCAGUUUCAAAGUGCGCCCUCAAUCCUCCAGAUGAAGACAUGUGACGAUGUGUCGGCCAUGUUGGACAAGGUCCGAGAAAUCUUGAAUCUCUUGAUGGACUCAACCACGCAGCAUUUGAUGCUUAUUAAGAGCUCGCCAAAGUAUGUGGAUAGACUGACAGAAUCUCUGAAACAGAAAUGUGGACAGGAAGAGAAGAUGUUGGCAUCGAAGGAAGCAGUUCAUGUGAAGUGUCUGGAAGCAAUUGAUGAAGAGAGACAACUCAUGCCCAAGAUUGAUAAGCUGGUAGCUAAUACAAGGGCUCUUCAAAGACAGAUUGAGCAAGAUAUUUCCUCUCGGUACAAGAAUCGACCUGUGAACUUAAUGGGCUCCAUCAACAGCAUAUGAGAUACUCUUUCGCAUUUUUGUUUUUCAUUUUGUUCCUUCGGUCAUUGUGAGCCUGUGAUUUCUUAUUGGAUGUGUUUUAGAAUGCACAUGAGUUUAUGUUAAAUGAACAUUCCACCAAGUGAAGUCCUAAGAGAUCUGGGAGCUCAGGUUCCAUUAAGCAUUCUUGGUAUCAAGUUACUACUCAGCGCAAAUUUAAUACUUUGCAGUUGUCAUUAUUCUUGAGGAAGUUAUUACAUGAAUGUCAUUUGGACCAUGCUACUAAAACCGUGUAUCAUGCUUUUUGAAUAGGAACAAUUAAUUUGUACAAGGUCCAACUUUAUUUUCUCUGAAUAUCAGGCCUUUUUGCAUGAUCUGAAGCCACACAGUAUGAAUGGGUUUAUCACCACGACAAAGAUAUUGGAGGUUCAAACCCCAUUUCUGUCAAUUUUUCUAUGAAAACAAACCAAGUCAGAUUGUUGUGGAUAACAGAUUUUGGGGUGUUCUUCCAACUUAUGUAGAGUAUUUAAAGCAAAUAUUUGAAUAUGUAUGUGAACUUGGUGUUUUGUAAAUUUUAUUUAAGUCAACUAAGGCCCCCCCCCAAAAAAUUCUCCAGUUUCUGGUCAGCAUGUGCGUCAAUGUAGACAUGCGUGUUGGCUACAUAAAAAAGUUUUUUAUUUGGUUUAAAACGAUGUCCAAAAGUUGCCAAACUUGCUUUAAUCAACAGGACUCCCGCUACUGUGCAAUUUAACAUGAUUUUGAUGUGGUACGGUUGAGUAACAGUAAAGGAGUCCUUCUAGUUACCCAAACAUUUAAAUGGGCGCUCAUUUUCAGACGUCAUUUCUGUAUUAUACAUUUACAUGUACAUCUGGGAGCCAGACGAAUGAGGUGGUCUUUAUCUCUUGUACAUGUACAAGCUGAAAAUACUUUUAAACAGUAAAAAGUGCUGGGGCUGUUUUAUUUCAGUGUAGGUAGUGGCCAGCAUUACAUGCGCGUGCAGCUGCGAUGGACAUUGCAGAUUAUAUGUACAUUAUUUCUAGAAAAAAAAGUGAGGGUAAAAAAAAAAGCUGUGUCGCCAAACCACUUUUGGAGUCAGUUCCCGACCAGAAACUGGAGACUUUUCUUGGCCUAAAGCAACUUGCAUCCUGAAAACAUAAAAUUGGGUCACACUCCUUGGAAGCUUGUAUUAUUUGUUUGGUUUUAUGUUGUGCUCAAAUUCCAUAUUGGUUUUCUGCACGUCUAUCAAAUGACAAAUAAGCGAGCCUUAGUACCAUUUCAACUCCUGUUGGAAAAUAAAUCUAGCUAUUUUGAUAAGAA
Molecule: messenger RNA, 2925 nt
Organism: Acanthaster planci (crown-of-thorns starfish)
Lineage: Eukaryota; Metazoa; Echinodermata; Asteroidea; Valvatida; Acanthasteridae
Gene: cdk5rap3
Product: CDK5 regulatory subunit associated protein 3
Biological process (GO): regulation of mitotic cell cycle
Cellular component (GO): endomembrane system
Source: RefSeq, a predicted model, not a curated record